AUGAUACGCACCACCAAGACAGCACGCAGCAAGCAACUGCUAUUGCUACACCUGUCCACACACGGCCAGAAUCAAAUGCCGGUUUAUCUAUUUGCUCACUGGCAGGCAACGGGUUAUCUGUGUGUUAGCUUUGGGCAUGAGCUGAGAAUCAAUAGCUCCGUUCAGGACGAGGCUCAACCGCCACCUCAACCUCAGCUUCCAACGUUACGUCCGCAUCCAAAACAGCCAUGCGUUUAUGUCAUGUUGGUGUAA
Pochonia chlamydosporia 170 is the source of this 252-nucleotide messenger RNA. RefSeq lists its product as hypothetical. The coding region runs from base 1 to 252 and encodes 83 amino acids. NCBI's taxonomy places the organism in Eukaryota, Fungi, Ascomycota, Sordariomycetes, Hypocreales, Clavicipitaceae. The record is from RefSeq and is a predicted model, not a curated record. The transcript has a single exon.